ACCACGGACGACUUCUCUACCUUCAAUGCGGACAUUGUUCAGAUCAACAUCAUUGAUCCCCCCGCGUCCUCACGGCGGCGUCUCCUUCCCCCUCUCCGCUCUUCUUACUCAAUCGCCCAGCGCUUGAAGGGGUUGUAAUUGUGGUAUAAGCAUGUCAGGCAGCCGUGUAGAGUCUUGUAUAAAACGCCGUAUACUUGACUGCCAUGAUCUGUGUGACGGUCCGUGCACGUGCUCACGUCGCGCUCGGUGGCGGCCCUCGUCCUGUCACCAUUCUCGUCUGCCACCCCCACGACGAUGCCAAGAUAUGCACGUACACCGGCCCCUCUGCCACAACGAAGCCGUGCACCCCUUCGUGCAAUUCACCCCGACGAGUGCACCAUUGACUUCCUGACAAAAUGUCAUGAUAUGUGGCGCACUACCCCCUAUGGCCCUUCAGGCACUUUUUUGGGCGAUGGAGAAGUGCUUCGUCAUCU
This is a messenger RNA of Schizophyllum commune H4-8, 473 nucleotides long. RefSeq lists its product as uncharacterized. NCBI's taxonomy places the organism in Eukaryota, Fungi, Basidiomycota, Agaricomycetes, Agaricales, Schizophyllaceae. The record is from RefSeq and is a predicted model, not a curated record. The transcript has 2 exons. The coding region runs from base 204 to 383 and encodes 59 amino acids.